GGUAAAUUUUUGCUUCACUUUUCCAAAAAGAAAUGUAGCAUAGCCUAAAACUAAUUUAAUUUUAUUAUAUGUACUCCAAAUUUGUUAAUUAUUAUUUGAUUUUAAAUACUAUACUCAACUUUGUUUUGUUAAAGCAUUUCCAACAGAUUCUUAAACUUUCAAAUUUUGAAAUUUUUUACUCUUCAACAUACCUUCAAAUUCUCGAAUUUUGAGAUUUUAUAACUUACCUAUAAUUCUACUAAUACUAAUUUUGCAUCAUUUUAAUUUUUAUAGUUAUAUUUCACUUAAAUUUUUAAAUAUAUCUUUACAUGUAUAUUAUUAUUAGUACAUAAAACAUAUAGAUGUGUUAAAGUCAAAAUUAUUAAUAUAUAAUAUUAUUAUGAGAAAUAUACAUAUUAUGCAUAUGUAAUUUAACCAUUUUAUUCGAUAUCUAUAUAUGAAUUAUAAAUAUUAUGUUUUCCAUUUUUAAUGUGUAUUGAUUAUUUAUUUAUAAAAAAAUGGUGUUUCUAAUUAAUUAUUAUUAAAGCUGAAGACUAACAUGUAAUAUACAAUAACAUUUAAAAAAUAUUUAUUAUUUAAUGUUUAUAUUUGGAACAACUCAGUUUCAAAUACUCAUUUUGAAAAUCAUCUACCCUCAAAAUAAGGUUCAUUGGUGGAGAUCAUCUUAGCCUCGUUUGAUUGUUAAGCAUUAACCACUGUUAUUUUGUUUGUUCUGUUCAGUUUGUUGUUCGAUUUGAUUGUUUGAUCACUAGUAAAAAUCUGACGCAUAGCCACGGUAUUGCCACUAAAAAACCGUGGCUAGGAAAAAAAAGCCACGCAAACGCCACGUAACAGCCACGAAGCAAUAUUACCCACGGAAAACCCAAAACAAAGCCACGAAUAAACCACGAAUAAGAAGCGUGGCUAGGAUAGCCACGAUACAGCCACCAAGUUUUCGUGGGUAAAGGGCUAGCCACGAUUUAGUCACUAAAUAAUACCGUGGCUAUGUCUUGUUUUUAUGUGCCGACAAUGAAAUAGUAGUGCUAUGUCCAAUCGUAUUGACCAAAUGUAAUAUAGCCACGGUUUGUUCAUGGCUGUUCUGUGGCUGAGAUGUGCUUUAAGCAGUGCGAGUCAGAGAAUUAUUCGAUUGGCAGUGAUAUUUUUCAAAAGCCACGAUUCUUUAGUGGCUAAAGCGUGGUUACGUUGUAAUAUAUAAACUUCUCACAGGUGAAACGUUAAGAACUUUCGAUGUCCUCUCAAAUUUUCUAAACAAAAUCAUGUUUUUCUACUUUGAGUCGAGGGAAUGGAUGGAACAAAGGAUUGAUCCUGAAAGUAAUUCCGUUUCAGAAGUGUUUCUCGGAGGGAUUGAUGCAUUUAUUCAAUUUGCCUGUAAUCAAGCAGAUUACAAGGAGCGACAAACUUUAUUGUGUCUGUGUGCUCGAUGCAAAAAUGGGAAGCAGCGGGAUGCAAAAGUUGUCGCAAGACAUCUAGUCUUAUACGGUUUUAAGGGAAAUUAUUAUGUUUGGACGAGUCAUGGAGAAAAAUUCUACGAUGUUGGUGAGAGUUCCGGGGCGAAUCAUUCGGCAAGUGAAGAGGCGAUGUGGGAGAAUCCUACUUGGAAUGCUCAUGAAGAUCACUAUCAAGGUAUUCCAGAAGUACAAGCAGACAUUGCGCCACCAUACAUGUCGGAACCUAUAGAAGAGACGAACGUAGCAGAGCCAUAUCGUGAUAGUGUUUUUGAAGCAUUUGAAGCAGCCACUCAACCUCUCAACGAAGGUUGCGCAGACGGAAUAUCUUACUUGUCUCUUGCUUCGCGGAUGAUGAAAGUGAAGACAUAUUAUAAUUUGGCGGAAGCUUGUGUAGAUGAGAUAUCUGAAGUAUUUAGAAGUAUGCUUUCACAGCCAAAUAAAGCUCCAGCAACGUAUUACGAGACAAAGAAACUGACUCGAGCGCUUGGGUUACCCGUACAGAAGAUUGAUGUCUGUGUGAAGAAUUGUAUGUUAUUUUGGGAAGGAGAAGAUGCGAAGUUGGAACGUUGUCGGUUUUAUAAUGAAGAUCGCUACUACCCGAACAAUAGAAAAGGGAAAAAGAAACCAACACAGAGAAUGUUUUACCUGCCUAUUGCAGAUCGUCUGAAACGUCUAUACCAACUCGAGGAGUCAGCUUCCAAUAUGCGGUGUCAUAAGGAACAUGUGACUUCGGAGGGCGAAUUGCAUCACCCAUCUGAUGCCAUAGCCUGGCAACACUUUAAUGAGGUAUAUCCCGCAUUUGCUGCUGAAAGCCGGAACAUUUAUCUAUGCUUAUCAACAGAUGGGUUUAAUCCGAUUGGUAUGAAUGGCGAAGCACAUUCCUUUUGGCCCGUUAUUGUAACUCCAUACAAUUUACCUCCGGGAAUGUGUAUGAAAAGAGAAUUCUUUUACCUUUCGGUGCUAAUUCCUGGGCCUAAACAUCCAAGGAAAAGCUUAGAUAUUUACCUUCAGCCGUUAAUUGAAGAAUUACAGAGUUUACGGAAGUAUGGUGUGGAAGCAUAUGAUAUUUCAAGGAAAGAAAGUUUCAUAAUGCGAGCAGUGUUGAUGUGGACGAUAAGCGAUUUUCCAACGUAUGGCAUGCUUCAGGUUGGACAACUCAUGGUCGGUUGGCAUGCCCAUAUUGUCAAGAUGAGACUGGUGCAUUCUUGUUAGCUAAUGGACGGAAACAUAGUUGGUUUGAUUGCCACCAAAGGUUCUUAGAUGCAGAUCAUCCUUACAGGAAAAACUCUCAAGCAUUUAGACGGAAAAAACAGUUGUAGAUCCUCCUCCACCGUGGUUGACCGGAGAAGAAAUACUACGUGAAAGGAUAAAUAAUAUACAAGGUUUAUCAAAAUAUGUUGAAUGUGGAGGGAAUGGACACGAUAACCCAUCGAAGACAAUAUCUGGCUACGAAGUUAUUCACAAUUGGGUAAAGAAGAGUAUCUUCUGGGAGUUACCGUAUUGGGAAAAUCAUCUUCUUCGGCAUAACCUUGAUUUCAUGCACAUUGAGAAAAACGUCUUUGAUAACCUGACGAACACGGUGUUAAAUGCUCCUGGAAAGACAAAGGACAACAUCAUAAGCAGAUUGGAUCUUCCAGGACUAUGCAAAAGACGGGAUUUAGAGAUGAAAGAGGAUGGAACGAUGCCCGUGCCAAUAUUCAGACUGUCAAAUGAGGCAAAACGUCAAUUUCUUAUGUGGCUGAAAAAUAACAUAAAAUUUCCCGAUGGAUACGCCUCCAAAUUUAGUUGAUGUAUUGAUGAAAGCAAUUUAAAGCUACAUGGACUAAAAAGUCAUGAUUGUCAUGUCAUAAUGGAACGACUAUAUCCGUUUGCGUUCGCUGAACUCCUUCUGAAAAAUGUUCACACUGCAAUUCAAGGUAUUUCUUUAUUGUAUCAUUUUUAAAUUUACUAUAAUCGAUGUUAUAACUAUAAUGGUUUUUUUUUACAAAUAUUGCCCUCUUUUUCCGAGAUAUCUCCUCGAAGAUUUUGAAAAAAUCAGAUGUUGGUCUUUUAAAGGCAACUAUCGGUGUGAAGCUUUGUAACUUGGAAAAGAUAUUUCCUCCAUCAUUUUUUGAUGUUAUAGAACAUCUUCUUAUGCACCUUCCAGAUGAGGUAGCCUUAGGUGGUCCCGUCCAUUUUAGGUGGAUGUAUGUAUUUGAAAGAUACAUGUACCAUUUGAAAAAGAUGGUCAAAAACAAAGCACACAUUGCUGGUUCGAUAAUUGCACAAUGGAUAAACGAGGAGAUUUCAAGGGCCUCCUCAAAUUUUUUUGGGCAUCCUGAAAUCAUGAGCAUUCCAGAAGGUCCGAAUGAUAUUCGUUUCUCGUACAAUUAUCCGGAUGUACCACCUUUGUUUUACCAUGAAGGGAGAAUCAGUGGUCAAUGCUCAACAGGUUGGUUGAAUGAUGAAGAUAACAUUGUCCUUCAGACAUUUCUGAUGUUCAACUGUGAAACAUUUGCUCCAUAUGAAAGGAUGUUUGAAGAGUAUAUGACGCUAAGUGUUCCUGAUAUUAGUCCAACUGCAGUGCAGAAAGCGAAAGACACAAAGUUUGAUGAGUGGUGCAAAGACUACGUGAGUUUUACUGUAUUAAUAUUAUCGAGUUCCACGAUUUAUAUAAUAUAACUUCUAAUUCACAAUAAUGUUAUUGUAUUGCAUAUUAAUGAUGCAACUCAGUUUUACACAUUUCCUAUGUGGAUGUUGGAUUUUGUACAAGGUCCUAGGCGUAGUUAUAGGUCCUUGCCAAUAUAUCACACACGUGGAUACACUUUUCACACUCAUAACCACGGUCAAAAUAGGAAAACUCAACAUUAUGGUGUUUGUGUCCCUGGAACCAAUGAUAUGGACUACUAUGGCCUCAUACAGGAGAACAUGAUGGUGGAGUAUCAUGGUGAUGUUGGCUUGAAAGUCAUGGUUUUUAAAUGUUUAGAAAAUCACGGUAUGAGAAGAAAUUUAUCUGGUCUUGUUGAUGUCUCACCACGCAGGCAAUAUGCAAAAUAUGAUCUUUUUGUAUUACGAGGUAACUGAAAUAUAUAUAUAUAUUGUUUUUUGAGAUUUGAUGUCUAUGAUGUUAUUAUGUCA
Molecule: messenger RNA, 4565 nt
Organism: Brassica napus (rape)
Lineage: Eukaryota; Viridiplantae; Streptophyta; Magnoliopsida; Brassicales; Brassicaceae
Exons: 2
Coding region: 1257-2660 (467 amino acids)
Source: RefSeq, a predicted model, not a curated record